Molecule: messenger RNA, 504 nt
Organism: Gongylonema pulchrum
Lineage: Eukaryota; Metazoa; Nematoda; Chromadorea; Rhabditida; Gongylonematidae
Source: the annotation of a GenBank genome assembly
AUGGAUGUGGGAGGUACUUCUCGUCACCAGCUUCUAUAUUGUUUCAUUGCUCCAAAGAGCACAUCUUCGACGAGGCCGAAGUACAGUGCCGCUGGCCGCGUUGUGAUGCUACUGUACGUGCAAAAUGGUCCAUGUGAUGAGCGAUCGUUUGCAGGUCAGAGUUUGCCGCUGGAACCAGUAAAUCCGGAGAGAUCACGUGAAAUGGUCCCCCAUCCCGGAUAUUCCAAAAAUGCAGCUAUUGAAGCUAUUCGGCGGCAUGCUUUUAAUUAUCUCCCUCGUGAUAUUACGGAUGAUCCUGAAGGACCAGUGACUAAAAGUAUUCGGUUAACCAGCUGUCUCAUUCUUCGAAAUUUGGCGCGGUAUUCCGGUGAUGGAAGACGACUUCUUCGCCGGCAUGAGCGUCUGCUUAGUUGGUUAUCAUUGUCGCGUCUGGAAAGCAGUUCAGCAUUAGCACAACUCCUUGCUGAAUUGUAUUGUCAGCCACCUUCAGCUUCACCUUUAUGA